GGCUCUCAGUGUCGAGCUAAGAGGCGUGGGGGGUGUACGUGACCUCUUCCCUCCGGCAUUAGUGACCUUUUUUCCCUUGUGACCUGAAGGAGGAGGGACACGUGUGACCUCGACUUGACCAGGAGGAAGGUCACGAGGAGGGCAAAGGUUGUGGCGUGCUGGGAAAGUCCUAAAUCCUCGCCCAUCAACUUGACCAUGUUAUUUUAAGGUGUAGAAUCAUCAACCAAGUACAGGUGUGGAGGCAUGGUUCUGGAGGUGUGGUGGGGGUGGCGGGGGGCGGGGGUGCUAGUGAUGACGAUGAUAGCCCUCACCCCAUCCCCCAGCCUCACCCAGUACCAAAGAAACCACUGGGGGAACGCGCAGUCUGAUGUCUCAUACUCACGACAACUUCCCCCGCAGCCAGCCACCCCAGUUCCCCCUCGUAGACCCUGGUGGGAGGAGGCAGGUCACCCCAGACGCCAGACCCCAGUGAAUCAGCCCCCAGUCCCCCGUGAGCCCCCCCAGCAGCCCUCACAAGACCCCCAAGACCAGGGUACAAGAUUGGAGACUCACUCUCGACAACAUACUCGACUUACGACCACAAACUCACGUAUCCAUGAAUCAUACCCGACUCACGGCCGUCAGGGGAACACACGCCCGCACCACGCCCAGCCCACGCCUAGGAGAAGAGAUCACCACGCCCAGAACACGCACACACACGCAAACACACACGCACACACCCCAAGACGCUACAAUCACUCCUAUCAACGCCGCGCUAGACAACCUAACAGUGACCGACUUGAUAGACUUGACCGCACUUCCGUUCACCCGCCACGCCAGCCCGUUCGCCAUCCACCACGCCAGCUCCCACGCCAGCCCGCGCCACGCCAGCACCACAACGCCAUCCCAGAUCACUCCCAGCACCAGCAGCAGGGCAAGAGGUGGCAGAAGGCGCAGCAGAGAGGCGGAAGCAGUGGUAGUACAGCGUCCGCCACCAGCGCCCGAAGCAGUAGUGGCGAUAGACGUCCGAAUAUUGUACUGAUUAUGACGGACGACCAAGACGUGGAGUUAGGCUCCCUCAACUACAUGCCUUUCCUGAUGGAGCAGAUCCGUGGCAAGGGCGCCUACUUCCCGAACGCCUACUGCUCCACGCCCAUCUGCUGCCCCUCCCGCUCCUCCCUGCUGACCGGCCUGUACAUCCACAACCACGAGGUGUACACGAACAACCACAACUGUUCCUCGUACCGCUGGCGUCAAACUCACGAACGGCGAAGCUUUGCAACCUACCUGGCCGACGCGGGAUACAGGACAGGUUAUUUCGGGAAGUACCUCAACAAGUACAACGGUUCGCACAUCCCGGCCGGCUGGCAGGAGUGGGCGGGGCUCAUCAAGAACUCCCGCUACUACAACUACACAGUCAUGAGGAACGGAAACUUUGUCAAAUACGGCGACCAGUACCCCACGGACUACUACCCCCACGUGAUCACCAACGAGGGCGUGCAGUUCCUGAAGAAGAGUCGAGGCUCCGAGCAGCCCAUGAUGCUGGUUCUGAGCUACCCGGCGCCUCACGGGCCUGAAGACUCCGCCCCGGAACACGCCCACAGGUUCUUCAACGCCACGGACCACAACACCCUCUCCUACAACUAUGCGCCCAACCCCGACAAGCAGUGGCUCCUUCAGUUCACCGGCCGCAUGCACGACAUCGAGGUCAAGUUCACCGACGUGCUCAUGACCAAGCGACUCCAGACCCUGCAGACCGUGGACGAGUCGGUAGCCAAGGUUGUGAAGACCCUCCGUGACCUUGGUGAGCUGGACAACACCUUCAUAUUCUACACCAGCGACCACGGGUACCACCUGGGACAGUUCGGGCUCGUCAAGGGGAAGUCCAUGCCCUUCGAGUUCGACAUCAAAGUUCCCUUCCUGGUGAGGGGCCCCGGGGUCAAGCCAGGUGUCCAGGUCAACAACAUCGCCCUGAACAUUGACCUAGCCCCGACCUUCCUGGACAUUGCGGGGGUCAGGGUGCCGGAUCACAUGGAUGGCCGGUCGCUGCUUCCUGUCCUGGCCGGCACGUGGAACGACUCGGCGGACCAAGUGAUGUGGAGGGACAGCUUCUUGGUGGAGAGCUCUGGGCGCCACCGCGAGGAGGAUGCGCUGGAACUCCGAGAAGCACGUCGGCGAAAUCGUGCGCAGGGUCUGUCCGGGUCGGCCAUCAAGGGGGGGCUGUACACCUCCAAGCGUGAGAGACUUGAGAUCAUCUGCCAGAGCGAGGAGUACAAGGCACCAUGCUCACCAGGACAGAAGUGGGAGUGCGUGCAGGACCAUAGCAGGUGGCGUCUGCAUAAGUGUCGUCGCCGGCGCACCAACAAGGGGCCGAGGGUGAAGUGGAGGCGGCGGAACUGUGUGUGCGAACCGGAUCUUGGCAUGGGGUAUCUGGUGCGUUUGGACUCAGCGGAACGGCGGAAACAGCGGACCUUCCUGAAGAAACACUUGACCCAGGACCUGAGAACGUUCAACACCAAGUUCAUCAAGGUGUUCAGUGAUGUCAACAGCCAAGAGUUGCUGGAGGAGAGCAUGCUAGUGCCGGGCAGCGAGGACAUACUGCCACAGACACUCAUGGACGCUGCCAGGUACAGGAGGAGCACCGGGGAGGAGGAGGAGGAAGAGGAGGAGGAGGAGGAGGAGGAGGUGGAGGGGGUGGAGGAGGCAAGGACGGAGGGAGUGGAGGUGGAUGUGGUGGAUGCGUUUGUGAAGGAUGAGGAGAUACGAGAUUUGGAUGUGACCAUCGACACCUUAUCGGAUGAGCUGGAGAGCCUGGAGAGCAAUAUUGCCGCCACAGCCGUCUCCACCAGCAACACCUCCACCUCUCCGCCAGAGAGCCUUGACGGUCCAGGCCACGGGUGCCGGGUGACGGGCAGCACGGUGGGGUGUAUCGAUGACGUGUACCGCGACCCACAGGCCUGGCGCAUCAGCAAGGUUGCCAUUGACCAGCAGAUACGCCGCCUCCGACACCAGCUGAUCGUCAUGAAGGACAUCCGCAAACACCUGAGGGACACACGGCCGGACUCCCUCGGUGAAUACGACGACUACGAGAGCGAAGCGGACAUCACCGAGGACUACAAGGCUCUGCUGGCGGAACUCGAGGGCACCACCAACAUCACCACCACCACCACCACCGACACCGACACCACCAACACCACCACUAGGGACGAACAUGAAGGCUCCGGAACCUCGCCAACCACACCUAAUGUUGAUGUAGAUUUUGACUAUGUGUUCACGCCGACUGGUGGUGACGAGGUGGUGACGGAGGCGGUUAGUGGUGAUGGUGGUGAGGAAGAGGAUGUUAUGACUCACCCUGAGGAGGAGGAAGAAGAGGAAGAGGAGGAGGAGGAUGUUGUUAUUUAUGGAACAGAUUACACCGUUGGGAGCAGCCAGGAGAGAGAAGAGGAAUUGGAACCUAGCAUAGCGGAGGAGAGCGAGGCGGAGACGAGAGCGGAGGGUGAGGGUGUGGGUGGGGCUGUUGGUGGGUGGGGAGGAGCUGCCCGCCACCCCACGCACGGCAGCACGAAAUUCCACGUGUACCCCGCCCGCCCCCCCGCUGGACACCGCCACCCGCCCCUGGCCCUGGAGAAUGAGACGUCCACGCGAUCCCAGUGCUGGUGCAACCCUAAUUACAGGCUGGAGCACAAGCAAGCCGAGCGUGAGAGGAAGCGGCAGGAGAGGCAGAAGCUACGUCAGGAGCGGCAGUGGCUUAAGCAGCGGCGGCGGGAGAUGAAGGAGAAGAAGAUGAGGCGGAAGAUCAAGAACAACCUGGCCCAGUGCAACUAUACCAUGCUGAACUGUUACACGCACGACAACGAGCACUGGCGCACCCCUCCCCUGUGGCAUGACGGAAAGUUCUGCUUCUGCAUGAACGCCGUCAACAACACGUUCUGGUGCCUGCGGACCAUCAACCAGACGCACAACUUCCUCUUCUGCGAGUUCAUCACCGGCCUCGUCACCUACUACGACCUCAACAUAGACCCGUACCAGCUGCGUAACGUGGCUUUCACACUCUCCAACAAGCGCCUGGCUGAGCUGCACCACCGUCUGGAGGGCAUGCGGACCUGUGUUGGGGCGGCACACUGCGACAACCUGCCCCGGAUAGCACAGAGCCCAGUGAGAGUCCCCCAGCUUGACACCCUCCCCCCAGUGCCACAGCCUGAGGUGGAGCUUGGCGACAACAGGGUGGAGGUGCCGCACAGGAAGGGGAAGGAGAGGGAGGAGCGGAGGAGGCUGAGGGAGGAGAGACAGCGCCACAGGGAGGAAAGGAGGCGGCUGAGGAAGGAACAGAAGAAAUGGAAGAGGCACCAGCUGCAGGCGCUGCGUGGGCCCCAGAUGCUGCAGGCCACUGGCUCCAACCGCCGCGUGGUGCGCCUGCGCCGGAAGAGUCGCCUACAGGGGCGGCGGCGGGAGGAGGAGCGCCGCCGGGAGAAGCGGAGAGAACGGAAGCGGAGAAAGAAAAGUAGAAGAGUUAGAAUCUCGUGAAGUGCGGCGCAUAAUUUAUCCUUUUAUUGUAACUUAUUGUCGGCCGGUGGUCGGCAGUAAUGGCUGGUAGGAUAAUUUACACUCCACUGAAAAUACUCUCACAUUGCCAUAAUAGUUGUAUGGGGCGUCGGUAGUUCAGGAAUUAUUGCUUCAUGACAAUUUUGUAACACAACAAUAGUGAUCUCAAAAUCCUUAGCAUUGUUCUGUACAUGAUAUUUAAUAAUGACUGUACAUGCAUCCAUAUAUUCCUCAUAUAUUUAUAUCACUGCUGUUAGGCGAAGACUAAACAAUUACGUAACAUUUAUAGUGUGUUAAGAAUGCAUUCAUGUUGAGAACUAUUUCUACACUGAAACAUGUGAACCGGAGGAGCAGGAUUUGCAUUUAGUCAUGAACACACACACACACACACACACACACACACACACUCACACUCACACACACACUCACACACUCAUACACACACACUCACACACACACACACACACACUCACACACACACACACACACACUCUCACACACACACUCACACUCACACACUCACUCACACACACUCACUCACACACACAUAUAUAUUGGUAAGGAAAACAUUUGAGGCGUUCAUAGGAGGAGCGUAAGGGACAGGAAGAACAAGAAACAAGAUGCAAGGGAAAAGUGACCUUGUAUAUGUUGUACUGAGAGUCACUUUUCCCUUGAAACAUACAUCUUAUUCAUCCUGGGGUGUGUGGUCUGGUCUGCCUUUCCCAGUGCAAGCUAAACACGCACUUCGACUCUUACGCCCUCUCUCCUCUGGACUUCUCAUUCGUGAACUUUCCUUCUUUGCAGUGGGAACAAAACUGCAAAAAAUUGACUGUAGGAUGAGAAACGAGAGAGGAGGAGGUCAGAGAAAGAGGAAAAUGAAAAACAGAUAGGAGGUGGAGCAAUAGGAGGAGAAGGAAAUGGUGAAGAAGGAUGAGGAACAAAAUGAAAAUGUAGACAUGUUCUGUAGGUUAAGAUGACAGAGAAAGAAGAAACAAAAUAAAGAAUAGGAAGGAGCAGGAAGAUGAAGAAGAAAAUGGAAGAGGAAGAGAAGAAAACAAGGAGAAGAAAGAGGAUCAAGAAUACGAGAAGAGGAAGGAAAGGAAACGGAAAGUAGAAAAAGGAAGGAAGAAUACGAGAAAAAAGGAAAGGACUCAACCAUUCAUCCAUCCCGCUGUUAGUGACGUCCAGAGCUGCUGUUCACCGGCCAGGGACAGGAAGGGAUGAACUCUAUUAUCCAUUGAGGCUCUUGCUUUAAUGUGGAAAUCUGGUCAACUUUUCUCUAAGGCAUUGUCAAGGUUUGUGCGCAGCCGAGGCGAAGAGGCCGGCAACGCACAGACGCGCCGCUUUAUUUUAUAUCUAAUGUCUAACUUAAGUCUGUACGGAAGGAUACCAAAAUAAACAUGGAAUUAGACGAAC
This is a messenger RNA of Eriocheir sinensis (Chinese mitten crab), 5937 nucleotides long. RefSeq names its product extracellular sulfatase Sulf-1-like (gene Sulf1). The record is from RefSeq and is a predicted model, not a curated record. Gene Ontology annotation, molecular function: glycosaminoglycan binding; N-acetylglucosamine-6-sulfatase activity. Lineage: Eukaryota; Metazoa; Arthropoda; Malacostraca; Decapoda; Varunidae. The transcript has 22 exons. The coding region runs from base 244 to 4503 and encodes 1419 amino acids.